AUGCAACCUCCGUCACCACACCACCGCAGGUUUGCUUGCGACCUUUCGACCCAUAUCCUCCAUGGAUGACUACGAUACAGGUCGGUUCCAGUUCUGCGUUCUCUUGUUGUUCUUGUGUGGUCUCGCUGGUGCAGUGAAGGGUGAAGACCAGCUUCUCCUUCCCAUCGUUGAUGACCGAUGGGGCAACAACAAUGGCCUCCAGACCUUCAUAGUCAACGUUGAAGAGCCCGAAGCCGUGGAGCUGCUCAGCAGCCGGGAGCUGAAGCAGUGGCACGAGUCCUUCCUGCCAAACGCCACCCUUGACUCGGGCGAGCCGCGGCUGAUCUACUCGUACCGUCACGCCAUCAGUGGAUUCGCCGCCAAGCUGACGCCGGAAGAAGUGAGGGCCAUGGAAGCGAUGGAGGGGUUCGUGUACGCGCGGCCGGACACGACGAUGCGGAUCGAGACCACAUACACGCCUCAGUUCCUGGGGAUCAGCAAACCGGGACGGGGGGCAUGGGACAGUGGCAACAUGGGCGAAGGGGUUAUAAUUGGGGUGAUCGACACCGGGAUCGCCGCGGAUCACUAUUCAUUCAGUGACGACGGGAUGCCUCCUCCCCCGGCAAAGUUUAAGGGUUCAUGCAGACCUUUUAGCAAGGUCACCUGCAACAAUAAGAUUAUUGGGGCAAGAGGAUUUAAUUAUGGACCAGACACGGCCGUCGAUGACGACGGUCAUGGCACACAUGUGGCUAGCAUUGCGGCGGGGAACUUUUACAAUCGUGCCGAGGUCCUUGGCAUGGCGGCAGGCACGGCCUCCGGCAUGGCACCCAGAGCUCAUCUGUCCAUCUACAAGGUGUGCUACACUGUUCAGCGUCGCACCAAAAGCUCAUAUGUCCGGUGCAGGGAUUCUGACAUACUAUCCGCCAUAGACCAAGCAAUCAAAGACGAAGUCGACAUAAUACAGAUGUCCAUCGGUGGGAACAGUACUCCACGAUUUCAUGAUGACGGGGUUGUGCAUGGCUCGCUUUCCGCAUUGCGCCACGGUAUCUCCGCCGUCACCGCCGCCGGCAACCAAGGCCCCAAUCAUCUUACGCUGUCCCAUGAUGCGCCGUGGGUCUUGACCGUGGGCGCGAGCUCCACCGACCGAAGAAUAAGAGCCACCGUGAAGCUGGGCAAUGGGAUGGAGCUGGACGGCGAGUCGGCCUACCAACCGACAUCAUUCGACUCCUCAGUCAUGUUGCCAAUCGUCUACGGGUUGUUCUGCAAUGACUCAUCACAAUUGAAUCAUAUCUCUGGCAAGAUAGUGUUGUGUGAGCCCGGUGAUAUUGCAAACAUCGAGAAGGGGAAACUGAUCCUCCGGGCUCAAGGCGCCGCCAUGAUCCUCAUGACCCCACCGUCGAGAGGUAACACGACCGGAUCCGAGGCUCACGUCCUUCCAGCCUCCAACUUGAGCUACAACGACAGCAUGAAGGUCGUAAGCUAUUAUUUUACAGCAGGGGCAUCAGCUACGGCAACGAUCGUCUUCAAAGGUACGCUCUUUAACAGCCGGCCGUCUCCGGCAGUGGCAUCCUUUUCCUCCAGGGGACCCGGAACCAGGAACGGCGGCAUUCUCAAGCCCGACGUCGUCGCACCCGGCGUGAACAUCUUAGCCGCAUGGCCAUUUGAGGUCGGACCGGGAGCCGCAACUCCGUCAAAAUCGGCGUUUAAUUUCCUGAGCGGCACCUCCAUGGCAGCACCUCACGUCAGUGGGAUAACGGCGCUGAUAAGGAAGCAGCAUCCCCACUGGUCGCCCUCCGCGAUCCAGUCGGCGAUCGUCACCUCCGCCGACGACCGAGACCUCGACGGCAAUUACCUGAUGGACCAGCAUUCUGGUGGAACCGCCGACGUCGUCGCGGUGGGUGCAGGGCAUCUGAACGGACCUAGAGCUCUAGAUCCGGGUUUAGUCUACGAAAUCGACAUGGGAAUCUACCCCGCCUACCUUUGCAGCCUAGGCUACACCGACCGGAACGUGACGGCUCUUUGGGGGAAGGCCGUCGACUGCAAAACCCAGCAACACGUCGAUGCGUCACAGCUGAACUAUCCUUCGAUCACCAUUGAUUACAGGCAAACCAAGUACGUGAUCUCCGUGAAGCGUACAUUGAAGAACGUCGCGGCCGGAGGGGUUGAGCAUUACGAUGCCCAUAUGACUAUCCCGCCGGGGGUGACAAUGGCUCUCUCCACCAAUGCACUUCGCUUCUCUCGACCUGAUGAACAACAAAGCUACCAUGUCACCUUUGACAUCGACCCCGCAGGUUCACCAACUUUCCCAUAUUCUCGAGGUAAACUCGAGUGGGUUUCGGCUAAGCAUCUCGUGACCACCCCUAUCGCGGUGUACUGGCGAUGAUCACGUCCAUCGAAUAUAUUAUAUAUAUAUAUAUAUAUAUAUGUUCCCACGAAUGUAUGACCGACUUAAAAGCUCUGUCGCCCCAAUAUACAAUAAAUAAAUAAAAGGUC
Musa acuminata subsp. malaccensis (wild Malaysian banana) is the source of this 2472-nucleotide messenger RNA. The record is from RefSeq and is a predicted model, not a curated record. NCBI's taxonomy places the organism in Eukaryota, Viridiplantae, Streptophyta, Magnoliopsida, Zingiberales, Musaceae.